CCUCCCCGGGGCCCGACGGGGCGGGCAGGUGGGCAGCCUCUGCGGGCGCGGCGCCGGAGUCCCUCUUGCAGCCCCGGCCAGGAUGCGACCCUCCGCGCUGGCCCCCUGGGCGCUGUGCCUGGCGCUGGGGCUCCUGCCCGCAGGCGGCUUCGUGCUGCACCUGGAGCUGGACUGCUCGCUGGCCGCCGACGGGCGCCUCCUGUGGGCCAACUGGACGGCGGCCUUCAACAAGAUGGCCUUCCUCUGCUACGCGGCCGACUUCCAGGAGUUCGUCCCCUGCGGGCUGGGCUACUACCCGGACUGGGACGCCGCCGCCGGCCAGCUCUCCGAGCAGCUGGACCAGCUCCUCCCCGCCUGGGGCCGGAGCAUGGAGGACGCCUGCCGGCAGCAGAUGGGCCCGCUGUGGGGGGCCGCGGGGGCCCGGCGGACACCCCCAAACAUCCUCAUUUCCCCGGUCUCCCCUCUGAACACGCCGGCCCCUGUCAUGCUGGCCUGAACGUGGGGCUUCUACCCACCGGACGUGAGGGUCACCUGGCUGCGGAACGGGGCCUUUCUGAAGAACAGCUCGGGCAUCCCGGUGGUCUCCAACGGGGACUGGACCUACCAGACCCGGCUGAGCCUGCCUGUCCAGCCCCGGGGUGGGGACGUCUACACCUGCUCGGUCGACCACGGCAGCCUCCAGCAGCCCCUGAAAGUGGAUUGGGAGCCUGGCCUGACCCCAGAGGUGAAGGUGAAGGUGGGGGUCUCUGCCGCAGUGCUGGGCGUGGGUGUCGUCUUCCUCCUGGCUGGCAUCAUCUGCUGGAACAGGCGGGCACCUGAAGGUUAUACUCCGAUUGAAGGCAGCAAUUACCCCCCAGUCGACUCCUAGCUCCACGAGAACUCAGAUGCCUCCUUACCUGGCUGAUCUCAGCAGGAGGCCACACCUCAGGACUCCUGGCUGCUUCUGAGCCACCUACGCAGAAUCGUGGCAUGGGGGAGGGGAACCCCCCCUAUACUGGGGCAGGAACACAGCAGGGACCCCCUCCCCUGCAGGCCAACCUUGCAGACAGCGGUGAAGAUUCUCUCUCUCCCCCCCCCCACAUGUCUGGAUCCUUAAAUUCUCCGGUGCUACCUCCGUAUUUGAUCUUUUGGGGGGUGUAAAACACCCAUUCCCUUCCGUUCCAGAUGUGCCUGCGAGUGAUGAACAGCUGUUCCCCUGAAUUCAGAAAAACUCCAAAGAAACUUGUUGCACUUUCUGACCCAAUAAAGCAUUCCU
Messenger RNA from Sphaerodactylus townsendi, 1255 nucleotides. Its product is annotated as class II histocompatibility antigen, M beta 1 chain-like. The record is from RefSeq and is a predicted model, not a curated record. Gene Ontology annotation, cellular component: MHC class II protein complex; membrane. Gene Ontology annotation, biological process: immune response; immunoglobulin production involved in immunoglobulin-mediated immune response; positive regulation of T cell activation. Lineage: Eukaryota; Metazoa; Chordata; Lepidosauria; Squamata; Sphaerodactylidae. Gene Ontology annotation, molecular function: MHC class II protein complex binding.